Selaginella moellendorffii is the source of this 933-nucleotide messenger RNA. RefSeq lists its product as uncharacterized. NCBI's taxonomy places the organism in Eukaryota, Viridiplantae, Streptophyta, Lycopodiopsida, Selaginellales, Selaginellaceae. Bases 85 to 906 code for a protein of 273 amino acids. The record is from RefSeq and is a predicted model, not a curated record. The transcript is spliced from 5 exons.
GAUCGGCAGCCUAGCGGGACGGAGCCAUUGCUUUCGCGGUACAUUUCUCUCGUAGUUUCGAUCGGUAGCUUGCGUUGGGGAGGAAUGGAGGAGGAGAUUCGAGCCGCUGAGGCGCAGACCGAUUUGAGGGAGAAUGAGACGCAAACGGCAGCCUUCGAUCUCAUCCAGCCCCCGUCUUGGAUGUUUGUCAACAUCGAGCCGUGGGUCUUUGAAGAGAGAUAUGGAAUGCGAAGAAGACCCCACAGGGAACAAGCAGCGGACGGGGAUCGAGAGCUCUUUGCGAGAGACAAAGAAAUUGUUCCAGUCCGGAUGAAUCCCAUGGUUUUCCCCAACAGAGUUGAGAAGGAAUGGCACAUACCAAGCCUCGAGGAGCUCACCGAGCAGCGAGAUUUCAUGGAGCCCUUUAAGAACUUGCUACUCAAAGAGCUUGCGGAGCUUGAGCCACGCCUGAAAAUCAAGGUGAACGUGGAGGAGUGGCUCCAGGGCGAUUUCAUCGCAAUGACCGAUGCCUACGCGCGACGCGCGACUCGAUCCACCAAGGGAAGAUCGAUCGCGCGAGCGGUUCCACGCCAAAGACACUACUCCGUCCAAGUUGGAAAGCACCGGAGAGUUUUGACACCCAGAUGUGAUCCAACUCUGGUGGUCAAGCUGGAGAGGCUCACGGCGAUCGUGUUGUUCCAGCGCUGCCUCCGCGGCCGAGCAGCACAGAUCUCGGUGCUGGAGACGCGCGAGCGGUGCAUUGGAUUGUACGAGCAGCUAAACCAGCUCGAGAGAUACGAGGAGGUGAAAGAGCCGGAGUCGACGAGGAAGGACAAACUCUGGGGCGCAAAGUGCGUUGUGAGCGUCAAUCUCUCCAACUGGCUCGACGCCAUUGUCAUUCCCGAGUUUAAGUUUAAAACGGAAUAAUAAUAGUAUCUCUCCUGUAAAUCCAAA